Molecule: messenger RNA, 2397 nt
Organism: Zeugodacus cucurbitae (melon fly)
Lineage: Eukaryota; Metazoa; Arthropoda; Insecta; Diptera; Tephritidae
Exons: 6
Coding region: 118-1923 (601 amino acids)
Biological process (GO): SCF-dependent proteasomal ubiquitin-dependent protein catabolic process
Cellular component (GO): SCF ubiquitin ligase complex
Molecular function (GO): RNA binding
Source: RefSeq, a predicted model, not a curated record
CUUUUAUCAUUGCUUUUCCACUUCUUGGUUUUCUAUUUCAUGCCCGUUUUUUAAAUUCAAAUUUGCGAAUGAAAUUGUUGAUUUAUUGUAACGGACAGACAGUAUAAUUAGCUUGAAAUGCAGAAUAAUAGAGCUUUCCCAUCUCGGAAUUGUAAAAGCGAUCGUCGUUCCAUCGUAUACACAAAAGACAAUGUACCAGUUUAUAAAUUAACAAUAUCGAAACUGCCUAGAAAUCUGAAAUCGGUAAGAAUAAAGCAACAUUUCGCUAAAUUUGGCGAAAUUAUAAAUGUGGAGAUAUUGUAUGGAAAAACACGAUCCAUAUCAACGCAAUGCAUUAUACAUUAUCAGAAAGCGGCAGACGCAGGAGCUGCUUUAAAGCAGAAAUAUCACACAAUCAACAGGCAACGUCUUUCAGUAAAGGCAUGUCCCAGUUGGGAGCAGCCUUAUCUAAUGGAAGAUUUAUAUACAAAUUACAAUGUAAAUUUUCUUACAUUGAACGAUUACUGUUUAGAAAUGAUUUUCCAACAACUUGACUUGCGCCAGAAGUUGCGCCUAUCGCUAUGUCAUCCACGUUUAGAAAAAAUCUUCACAGAUAUGAUCUGCCCUCGGUUACCCCGAAAUUUAUAUCUGGAAGAACUUCUACAAUAUUCCACAUGGGAGUUGCGUCAAUUUUUUAUUAACGCGGCUAUAUAUAUGGAACGAUUAGUGAUUGCGAAACAAUUCCCUAGCUUUAGUUCUAGGAUGAUUAUAUGUUCUUUGAUGCAAGAAUGCGAUUUACGCAUAAAAAGCGUUCAUAUUAUAGAAUGGCUGCCUUGGAAAUAUACUAUUUUCCUUGUAUCAUUACAACUAACUUAUAUAAGUGAACUAGAAUUGUACAAGUGUAAUAUAACAGAUAAUGAUUUGCAAUUAUUGCUUAAAUUACGCAAUCUUAAAACACUGGGUUUAGCAGGGAAUUAUCGCAUACAAGGAAUACAUUUAAAGUACUUUCGCAAGUUACAACGAUUGAGUUUAUGCGGUUGUGAAAGCAUAACCAACGACACGCUUUCUGAGUGCUGUCGGUAUUUACAGCUAAGCUACUUAGAUAUACGCUUUACGGACAGCAUUAGGAUUACGGAAAGAGCAGUAGAACUGUGUAAUACUUUGGAUACAUUAAAACUAUCGUGCUUCGUUGAAACUGUAGCUAAGCUACCAACACUAAGGUCAUUGGAAGUGCAUCACUCUAAUUCGCCGAUUACAACUAGUUUUUAUAACGCUCUAGUCGAACAUCAUGCCGAUAAUUUGCUUGAGUUGAAAUUAACUGGCCAAACAUACCUAAUGCUUCCAACAGUGGCUAGGAUUGUACGGUUGCGCAAAUUACGCACGCUAUGGUUGGGAGACCACAUAUACAACGGUUCGAAACAACUUAUAAAACUUAUCACGAGUCUGAGUGAUUUGGAAGAGAUCAGCUUACAUUACUCCAUACGAAUUAGAGAUAAACAUUUAAUACCACUCAUAACCAAGUGCACCAAAUUGAAACGUAUCAAUUUACGCAUGUGUCAAUAUAUAACAAAUAAUUUUAUUUGGAGCACAUUGGAAAUACUAACAAAGCGCGCGACUGCGACAACCGUGCCAGGGGCUAGUCAAAAUUCAAAGAGAACUACAACGACUGAACCGCUUAUUAUUUUAGUUUAUGGUACGCGCAUUAAAACUGAUAUUUUAGAGUCUUCGGUUUACAGAAAAAACUGCCACUUAUUGAAACUAUUGUUUCAUGCCGAUGAUGCCCCAACGGGUCUUGCCAAUGAAGGUAGUCCAUUUGACUUCAACGAUUCUGAGUAUCGUUUUAGCUUUGAAGCAAUCGAUGUUAAUUUCAUGAAUUAUUGGUAUGGUGAACCCGAAAGUGAAGGUGAAGAGAGCAGCGACUCUGAAAAUGAAAUUUUAUACUAAUAGUAUUUAGCAUGAAAAAACAACAACUUGCACGAAAUUUUAAUAUUGAUAUUAAUAUUAUUUUUUUAUUUAGUUUUUGUAUCGGAAAUAUAAAUAUAUAUUAAUUUGCUUGUAUUAAAAUAUUUUUUAUAGAAAUACAUAUGACGUGCAUAUAAUUAUACUGAUGUAAAUUAUAUGUAUCGAUUUCCUACAGGGUUGGCUGUAAAAAUGAACACUUGUGUUUGAAUUGUAUCCAAGUUUAUUGACUCAACACCGUUUUCUAAAACGCUACUUACUACUGAGGGCUACUUUCAGAUUAUUCACAACCUUUUAGCUAACCACGUGUGCAUCAAACAUCGUUAAAGGGCUUUCAAGGGAUGAUGAAGAACUUGGUUUUAUGAAUUGGGCAAAUACAUAAUGUAUGUAUAUGGUUUUGUUAAACAGUUUGUUGUGCUCCACAAAGCUGUUGACCGUCUCGAAAUUCUAGUUAUGUUA